AACUCAGAGACACAACAGUCAUCACUGAGAGUCUGUCAGCAGGAUGGGAAACACAAAGAGCAGCGCCCUGUCCAAAGAACUUCUGGAGGAUCUAAAAUCCAACACAAAGUACUCAGAGGCCGAGCUGUGCUCCUGGUAUCAGUCCUUCCUGAAGGAGUGUCCCACUGGGAAGAUCAGCAAAGAGCAGUUUGAAGGAAUCUACGCCAGCUUCUUCCCAAACGCAGACCCCACAGAGUACGCACGCCAUGUUUUCAGGAGCUUUGACACCAAUGCAGACGGCACUCUGGACUUCAAGGAGUACAUCGUGGCUCUGCACCUGACGUCCGGAGGAAAGACUCUGCAGAAGCUAGAGUGGGCUUUCGCUCUGUACGAUGUGGACGGGAAUGGAACCAUCAGCAACAGCGAAAUCCUUGAGAUUGUGCGGUCAAUAUUCAACAUGAUUCCUGCAGAGGAUCAAAAGAACCUCCCCGAGGAUGAGAACACGCCGGAGAAGAGAGCAGAAAAAAUUUGGGAAUGUUUUGGAAAGAAGGAGAACGAUAAAAUCUCUGAGGGAGAGUUCAUUCAGGGUGUGAUGAACAACAAGGACAUCCUGCGUCUGAUUCAGUAUGACGAGCCUCAGAAAAUCAAAGACAAGCUGAAAGAGAAGAAACAAUAAGUUGGAUUUUUUAAGGGUGCAGAUUAACCCUUCCCU
Notolabrus celidotus (New Zealand spotty) is the source of this 691-nucleotide messenger RNA. It is a transcript of the gene rcvrna, whose product is annotated as recoverin a. Bases 44 to 655 code for a protein of 203 amino acids. Gene Ontology annotation, molecular function: calcium ion binding. Lineage: Eukaryota; Metazoa; Chordata; Actinopteri; Labriformes; Labridae. The record is from RefSeq and is a predicted model, not a curated record. The transcript is spliced from 3 exons.